This is a messenger RNA of Sebastes umbrosus (honeycomb rockfish), 892 nucleotides long. It is a transcript of the gene nog3, whose product is annotated as noggin 3. Gene Ontology annotation, biological process: negative regulation of cell differentiation; dorsal/ventral pattern formation; osteoblast differentiation. Bases 182 to 892 code for a protein of 236 amino acids. The record is from RefSeq and is a predicted model, not a curated record. The transcript has a single exon. NCBI's taxonomy places the organism in Eukaryota, Metazoa, Chordata, Actinopteri, Perciformes, Sebastidae.
UGAUCGGUCUCUAGAGGACCCGGGUCCCCCCUCUCUCUCGUGUUCUGGUUCCUCCUCCGGUGCGUCUCUGCUGCUCUGCUGGACUUGGAGAACUUCCCCUCAGACGCUCCGCGGGGCGCGUCCUGGAGGAUCACAACCUGUUUGCAUUGAGACCAGGACCGGGUCUCCUGGAGCCGGUCUCAUGGAUAACCCGGGUUGGUUCUGGACCGUGCUCGUGCUCGUGCUCGUGGUGUCUCAGUGCGCGUGCCAGCAGACCCACUACCUGGUCCGUCCCGUCCCCAGCGACACCCUGCCGGUCCUGGACCUGCAGGAGGAUCCGGACCCGCUGCUUGACCCGCAGGACCAGGACCUGAACCAGACGGAGCUCCGCAGCCUGCUGGGGGGGUUUGACCCGCUGGCCAUGUCCCUGUCCCCUCCGGAGGACUCGGGGACCACAGAGGACCUGGAGGACUCCGGACCGGAACCAACCCCCAGAGACCUCCUCCGGGUCCUGGAGCUCCGGGUCCUGCAGUCUGAGGUCCAGCCCGGUCCCGGUCCCGGUCCCGGUAGGAGGCUGCUGCGGCGGCUGCAGGUUCUGCUCCGGUCCGGUACCGGUACCGGGUCCGGUACCGGGUCCUGGACCGGCUGCGCGCUGCGGGAGUCCUGGACCGACCUGGGGAUCCGGUUCUGGCCUCGCUACCUGAAGGUGGGCAGCUGCUCCAGGAUCAGGUCCUGCUCGGUCCCUGAGGGGAUGUUCUGCAGACCCAGCAGGUCCCGGUACCGGACCGUGCUGCGCUGGAGCUGCACGAGGAGGAGGAGGGGGAGGGGGGGUCUGAAGGGUCUGAGGUGCAACUGGAUCCGGAUCCACUACCCGGUCAUCACCCAGUGCACCUGCUCCUGCAGAGACACCUGA